This is a messenger RNA of Acanthoscelides obtectus, 369 nucleotides long. Lineage: Eukaryota; Metazoa; Arthropoda; Insecta; Coleoptera; Chrysomelidae. The record is from the annotation of a GenBank genome assembly.
AUGGAAAAAUCUUGCGAGAUGGAAAAACGAAUUUUAGAAACUUUGGAGGACCGAAUUCAAGAAGUGCAAGGCAAGUUUGCCGCUUUAGACGUCAAGACCAUCGACGAACGACAGCGUGGACUUCCGUUGGAAAAAUCAAGUGAGGUUGGAGCUUCUGUUGGUUCAGCUGGUCAUCUGCGAAUGAAACCGACGCAAUUUGAUGGUACAACGCCUUGGCCUGUCUACCGGCGUCAGUAUGAGGCAGCCGCGAAUGGAAAAGUUGGUCAUCGACCGAAAAGGCAAUUGCACUCACUUUGGCCAUGCGAUGAGAUGCUGCAGUUAUUCUUCAAAGAAUAUCACCCGAAGAGCAAGAGGUCUACGAACAGCUAG